This is a messenger RNA of Ostreococcus lucimarinus CCE9901, 1113 nucleotides long. RefSeq names its product Sojo-related cytoskeleton protein, putative (gene Soj). The record is from RefSeq and is a predicted model, not a curated record. The coding region runs from base 1 to 1113 and encodes 370 amino acids. Gene Ontology annotation, biological process: DNA-templated transcription initiation. Gene Ontology annotation, cellular component: transcription factor TFIID complex. NCBI's taxonomy places the organism in Eukaryota, Viridiplantae, Chlorophyta, Mamiellophyceae, Mamiellales, Bathycoccaceae. The transcript has a single exon.
AUGGGCGUCGCCUGUGGACCCUCACGAGGUGAAGGAGACCACGGACCUCAAGAGCAAGCACGUCAAGUUCCAAGUUACGUAUCACUGAGUGAAGUUUUGCGACUCGUCCGUGAGGGCCAUGUCAACGGAGACGAUAUCAUGCGUCUUGCAUCUCUUUACUUGAGCAUGAAGUCCAAACGCGCUUCCGCAAAAGAAAUCCUCUCCGCGCUAUUUAGUCACGCACACGGCGGUGAGAUUUUGCGAGUCAUCAGCGCCGUUGUUGUUGGGGCCAAAUCUUUACAAAGUGAAGGCUUUGUAAAUUCUCAAGGCGGAAAUACACUCCUUAUCUCCCAUGCACAGUCCAAAACAAACCAUGUCAAUCAGAGGGCGAAGCAAAUAACACAAAAGGUAGUCUUUGAUCAGCAGCGGCUAUCGAAGAGGAUCGCGUCGAAGCUUAGAUCGCGACAUCCGGGUAUGCACGUUGAUCCGGCCUCGUUCGAACUCUUCGGCGAGGCGAUCCGUCAACGCAUUCGACAUAUCUCUAAAGAUCUCAUGAGGAUCGCCACGAUACGUCAUAUGUCGAGCAUCAUAGCGAAAAACUCAAAAGCAGAGAGAGUAACUCCUAGGGGUAAGAUUCGUGACAUCAACCUUACACUCAUGCAGAGUACAUCAGCUAGAAGAGAACAAGAGCGACAGAAAUUGCUACAGCUUGGUGAUCAGUCCAACAAACGGAAAAGACAAAGUUCUGAUGACGAAUUUGAUGAAGAACUACGCACUAGGGCGGAGAAAGCACGCACAGAAGAGGAGGAAAGGAGGCUCGCAGAUGCUGCGAAUGAAGCAACAAGAAGCGCACUAGGCGAUGCGAAGUAUCUCAAGUGGUUCGCUCACGGUAAAAAUGUGCAAAAAACUACCGAACUUAAUCCUCGGGUAUCAAGUGCAGUUACUUCAAAACAAACAACGCGCGCUGAAGCGACAGAAAAGGCUUCAAAGACUGGUUUGGAAACACACGACAGCAAAAUUUCAUUUGUUGACGUCAUAUGCGUGCUCAAGUCGGAAAAGGCUUUUAACGGGAUUCUUCCUCGUCUCUUUCACACGAAAAAUUUGCUGCUGUUCAACGUGGGGAAUUCGAACUAG